This is a messenger RNA of Thrips palmi, 660 nucleotides long. The record is from the annotation of a RefSeq genome assembly. NCBI's taxonomy places the organism in Eukaryota, Metazoa, Arthropoda, Insecta, Thysanoptera, Thripidae.
AUUUCCUUUGAUCCUAAAACUUCAUUUAUAGGAGAAUUGAAUUGACUUAUCUUAAAUUUCACUUUGAUUUUUAUAAUUUUUAGGUUCUGAAAAAAGCCUUCACGAACAAAAAUUAUUUUUAUUGAACUAAUUAAUCAGAUUAGAAAUCAAUUUAAAAUUGCGUUAAAAACUACAAAAGAUAGAAGUGAAGGAAUUUUCAUUAGUUUAUUUAUUAUAAUUUUAUUCAUGAAUAUAAUAGGUUUGUUCCCUAAUAUUUUUACUCCUACAAGACAUAUUACAAUAAAUAUAAUAAUUUCACUACCUUUAUGAAUUGGAUUUAUAGCCUUUGGUUGAAGAAACUUCACUAAUAAAAUAUUAAGUCAUUUAGUUCCUAACGGAACUCCAACAGCCUUAAUUAGAUUCAUAGUAAUAAUUGAAUUAAUUAGGAACUUUAUUCGAUCAUUAACUCUUAGAAUUCGUUUAAUAGCUAAUAUAGUUUCAGGACAUUUACUAUUAACAUUAAUAGGAAAUUUAAUAGAAAAUUCAUCAAUUAGAAUAGUGAUCGUAUUAACCUUUAUUCAAAGAAUUCUGUCUUCACUUGAAUUAGGUGUAGCAUUUAUCCAGGCCUAUGUUUUCUGUAUACUUCUUACCCUUUAUUCAAACGAAUCAGAUUACAACUAA